Molecule: messenger RNA, 2514 nt
Organism: Tricharina praecox
Lineage: Eukaryota; Fungi; Ascomycota; Pezizomycetes; Pezizales; Pyronemataceae
Exons: 3
Coding region: 1-2514 (837 amino acids)
Source: RefSeq, a predicted model, not a curated record
AUGUUGGCCCGCAAGACCAGCUACAACCAACUCACACAGAACUCGCUGGCGUCGAUUCCCGACUCGAGCGCGGGCUAUGGCGUGCGCCAGGCCGCCCGCUCCGGAGACGUCGAGGUCGGUGACCUGGUCAACACCCCCGGCGGAAUGCACGGCAUCGUCAAGUUCAUUGGCAACGUGAAGGGGAAGGGCGGAGUGUUUGUGGGCGUCGAGCUCGAGGGUGAGCUCGCUGGAAGGGGGAAGAAUGACGGCGCUGUCGAUGGGGUUCGAUACUUUACAACGGCACAACCUCAGUCGGGGAUCUUUGUUCCUCUGGCUCGAGCCAGCAAACGAAACUCCGUAGACUCCUCGCAAGCCCCGCCGACUCCGACAUUCCUCGAUAGUCCGUCGACCCUUGCCCCGCCAGCAAUAACACCCAAUCGUGUCCGCUCCGAAUCUCCUGCCGGCCGUGCCUUCAGUAGUGCUAUGAAGACCCCCGGCAGUGGUCGACCAUCUCUUUCGGGCCGGCCAGAAAGCCCAGUACGGAGGAUGAACACACCGGGGCCUCUGGGAGGACCAUCGAGACCGAGUCUACUUCCCCCAAGCACUCCGCGAGCUGGGUCUGCAAUGGGCACACGGAUCGGGGCACUUUCACCCACUCCGGCGAUAGGACGGCCAAACUUCCAGGGGCGUGCGAGAGCGGGCAGUGUGGCAGGAAGCAUAGCGGGCGAUUAUCAGAACAGUAGGACACCGACCAUAUCAACACCCAAACCGCCCAAAACACCAACAUCACAACUGCACACGCUGAAGCAGCCAAAAUCCAAUCUGGCAUUGAGGAGUGGCAGUUCGAUCGGGUUUUCGCGGCCGGGCAGCUCGCUGGAUAGACACAUGGAGGAGGAGGAACCGAUGCCGACACCGUAUCACAACCACCACCACCACCACCACCAAAACUACUCUUCUUCCCCGAUCGACUCUGGCAUAGGAAUGGCGAGGAGCGAGGAAAUGGACGGCAUCAUUGCGGCGCUCAAGGUCGAGUUGUCAGACAAGGACCGGCAGUUACAGGGGCAGGCGGCGUCACUGCUGGAGAUGGAGGCGUCCUUGGUCGAGCUUCAGAAUCUGAUGAACGGCGGGAUGAUGUCACCGCGGUCCAACACGUUUGAAGAUGCCGACGCAUCGCAGCUGCGGGCGCUGCUCCGCGAGAAGAACGAGAAGAUUGCACACCUCACGGCCGAGUUCGAUGCGCACCGCGCGGACUUCCGGAGCACGAUCGAUACGCUGGAGCUCGCGAGCUCGGAAACGGAGCGCGUCUAUGAGAAGCGCGUCGCGGACCUCAUGGAAGACAUUCGGGAGCUGCAGGACCGCAACGAAGAUGUCGACUCGGUGGCCCGGCAGCUUAAGCAGCUGGAGGAGCUGGUGGCCGAGUUGGAGGAGGGGCUUGAGGAUGCAAGGCGCGGCGAGGCAGAAGCGAGGGGUGAAGUCGAGUUUUUGCGCGGCGAGGUCGAGCGGAGUAGGGAGGAGCUGCGAAGGGAGAGGGAGAAGAGUGCGGCUGCUGUGGCCAAUGCCGCGGUCGGAAAGAUGAUGCGUAAUGGUCAGGACGAGGUCGAGAAGAAGGACGAUGAAAUCCGCGGCCUCAAGGCCAUCAUCCAUUCCCUCUCAAGGGAUUCGGUGGCGCUAGAGGAUACCGCGGCGCCGACUCACCCCAAGGUGAAUGGUGGCGCUGAGCUGGUUAAGGAGCGCCAGAACGGCGAGAAGCUGAGCCACGAGAUCACUCAACUGCAGAACCAGAUUAAGAACAAGGUCAAUCGGGAAGAGGAGCUGGAGCGUGAGAUCGAAGAACUCCGUAAGAAGAGGGAAGCGAGAACGUCGGCCUCGUCCGAGAAGACUGUUUCUGCAUGGGGCGGCAGGGUUGUGUCGGGUGGAUCGGCGGAGAGGAUCGGCUGGAGAAAUAGACAGCUGUCUGGCUCGGGCAACUCGCUCCGGAAGCUCCAGCUCGACACUACGCCGAUCAAGGAGGCCUCGAUCUCGGAAGGAAAGGACAGUUCCGAGCUGACGCCCAUCGACUCGGAUGCGGACUCGACCGUCCCGUGGUGCGAGAUCUGCGAGACUGGCGGCCACGACAUAUUGACGUGCACCAGCAUGUUUGGCUCUGGCGCCGGCGGCCCCGCGUCAGCUGGCCCCAACGGAUCGACGACCGCCGCUGCUGCCGCCGCCGCCGAGCAGGAGGAACACACGCCCUCGUCCUCCCCCCUGCCGCCGCUGCGACGAAAGGACCCUCCCGCUUCGUCCCCUGCUCCCCCGACUACGGUCUCGUCCGCCACCACCGAAGACGACUUCUCGGUCGACACCCCCAUCGCGGAAAAGAAGAAGAGCGUGCACCUCCCCCACCUCCCGCCGCCGCCGCCGAUCGUAGACACGGGCUCUUCGUUCGGACCCUUGGCCGGCAAGGACAGCGGAACGGUGGAUAUGGACAAGUGGUGUGCGCUCUGCGAGCGUGACGGGCACGACAGCGUCGACUGCCCGGAGGAGACGGAUUAUUGA